CUGUGUCGCAAAGCGUCUGAGCAGCUUUGGAACUUAGAUGGCGCGCCUCUCGGGGGAGAUUCCCCCGUUGGAGUUGCAGCAUGUCCCCCCAGAUGUCUUGGAAGCGUACAUCAAGCGUGCUUGCCUGGCAGUUGCGGGGUCAGCAGUGGUGGCGAGGCGCCUGAAUGUGGCUUCAGAGAAUAUCGUGAAUGCAUUCAAAGAGGCAUUUGAAGCCAGCCCAGAGCAGAGCCUGGCUCUAGAGGCACCCACUGUGGAGCUGGCGCUUGCCUUCAGACAUCAAUGCCUGUUCCUGGGCUGCAAAGACCUUACCUGUCACAUAUGCUCUCAGAACCCCAACCGGCAGUGCAGCGUCAACUUCAACAACAAGUAUCUGGCAGGCGACAUUCUGAAAGCAAAGUGUGGCGCGAGCAUCUUCAUAGAGAUCACUGAUCUCCACACUGGCGGUGUCAUCAAUGAUCCGGAAGUGACAGACAAUUACUAUGUGGAGAUUGCGGUGAUGGAUGGCAAGGGGUAUCAGGCGCUCAUAGAAUCCAAGCGGGAGAGCUAUGAUGAGGAGCUGGAGGGCCCCUGCAUGCUCACACUGAAUGGACAUAACAAGCCGCUGUUGGCGCCCGGGCGUGCUGGGGAGCUGAACACGGCGGGGAGGGUGGUUGUUCCAGUCAUCAGGGGGAGGGCCUGUCUGCCAGAUCUCAGCAUCACAGGGAGCUCUGAGGCGCUGCUGUCUGGUCAGAAGCCCCCCUUCAUGCUGCUGGUGCGCGCGUACAACAAGGUGGACAACACGCGCGCUCUGCACAUCAGGAAUGGGACGUCGGAAUACUUUGUGGUGGCGACUCCGCGGGUGAGGACGGCGGUAAAGGCGGUGAUUCCCCAUGUGGACGACCACGUCAGCAAGCUGCAGUCUCUAGGAGUCAUGACUCAGAACAAGCUGGCCGACAUCUCCGCGGCCGCCGCCGCUGCCGGCAUUACUCACGACCUCCACGUGCCCAGGAACAAUGUUAGCACCGUGGGCGAAUUCCGGGAGCUGUGCAUGUGGUCGGACAAGGAUCGGGCGCUGUGCGAGACGCUCAAGAAGGUGCUCAAGCUGACCAAGGGCUGGGAUGCUGCCAAGGAGCACGCCAUGCAGGCGGUGACAUCGGACCAUCAGCUGCGCAUUUGGUCCCUCGACUCCACCGCGGGCCUGCUCUUCAAGUGCCACAUGGGCGUCGUGGACAUAGAGAAGCCCAUCGGCGUCCUGCAGAGGCGCAUGGAGGACGGGCACGUGCAGGCGGUGCUGGACAGCCACAUCAGCGUCGCGCAGCAGAAUAUCCUGCGCCGGGGGCAGAACAAGGCGCUCGAGGACUGGUUCGUGGCCGGGCACCCCAACUGGCGGGUCUGGGAGGGCAUGACCCACGAUGGCUUCAUGCGCGGCAUGCACACCCAUGGCGAGAAUGGCACGAUCAUUGUGCAUGAGGGUCUGCUGCCAAGCCACCCGCUGGCCGCCCACAACCGCCCUGGCAGCUUUAACCUUGGCCUCUCUGACUCUGGCAGCGCCUUUGGCUCCCUGCAAGACCUGGCCAACCCUGGUCUGGUCCUGAACAUCCAGCCAGGCAUGCAGAUCUCCUCCACUCCGGUACCGGCCGCAGCGCGCGCGCCAAAUCUGUGGCCGACUCACCCCAGCACCUCGCAGCCUUCUGCGCCGCCUCCCAUCGGCGGCUCUUUCACCUUUGGCCACGCUCGUGCCGCCCUGCAGCCGGGCAUGCCGCCCAUCGCACCCAGCCACGGCGGUGAGAAUGGAGGGCUGAUGCAGCAUCUGGGCUCCGCUCGGGGCAGCGAUCUCAUCUCUGCACCGCCAGGCAGCUGGAGGAGGGGUGAAGCAGAGCCUCUGGUGCAAGAGCGGCAGCCGCUAGCGUCCCCUUUUGCAGGGGAAGAACAGCAGAGCCAGGAGCCGAGCCGCGGGCCCAACCAAUCAGAGCAGGGACCUUCAGAUCCAGGGCCUAAGCGGAGCCAGCCGGUGCUGGCAAAGAGGGAAUCUUCAGCCGGGGGGCCUAAGAGGAAGCGGCAGGCUCUAAAUCCAGACGUGAUGCAGCAGAGGGUGUCUGGCUUCCUGGGGCGUGUCCCCAUGAACAUGGACGGGUCCGAGCAGGAGAAUGUCCCUUCGCUGCGAAAACCGGUCAACUCUGGCAUUGACCUAUUAGCGGAGGCUGCGCACAGAGAGUCGACCGCGGCGGAGCAGCAGCCGCCGCAGUUCAGCCGGAUACGCUCAUAUGGCAUGCCGGGCGGCAACGUGGAGUUUGACGACCUAUAUUUCCGCGAUGAAAGCUCCUUGGUGCAGAAGCUGAUGGACCCAGAGCAAGAUCUGCGCAUGGAAGGCAUGGAGAGCGAGCAGCUCAAGGCUGUGCUUGAAGCUCGCCUGUCUGCAGCCGACCUCAUGUUCCAACCGUCCGGCGAGGAUCUGCCGGCCGCGCUCAGCCCCGCCUCGGGCCAGCCUGAAGGGAAUCCUGCAGGCCUCACCUCAGGCACGAGCUACGGCCAUCUGCUGCGGAGCCAUGGCUCGGAUCUGGGCAUGCCCAGUUUCAGUCCUCUGAUCUCGGGUCUGGACAGCCUUCGGGGCCUCGAUGAUGCCAUCAAAGAGGAGAGAGGGAAGGCCCAUACAGUGUGA
Coccomyxa subellipsoidea C-169 is the source of this 2638-nucleotide messenger RNA. RefSeq lists its product as hypothetical. Bases 38 to 2638 code for a protein of 866 amino acids. Gene Ontology annotation, biological process: regulation of salicylic acid biosynthetic process. Lineage: Eukaryota; Viridiplantae; Chlorophyta; Trebouxiophyceae; Coccomyxaceae. Gene Ontology annotation, molecular function: sequence-specific DNA binding; calmodulin binding; DNA-binding transcription factor activity. The record is from RefSeq and is a predicted model, not a curated record. The transcript is spliced from 18 exons. Gene Ontology annotation, cellular component: nucleus.